AUGACGUCUGAAUUCUACUAUGAGCUCAAUGGGCUUCUGGGAGCGUUGGAGAUCUUUCUAGAUCCUAACUCCGACUUCAACUCAAUCCGCUUUGAAAGUCGCACGUCAUCCUCAAGUUCAUUCUUUGUCCCGACUCUCAUUGCUCCGCAGGAUAGAACGAUCCCUAUUGAAAUACAGACAAAGCUGCAAGCAGAAGAGCGCCGAAUACGCAAUCUUAAGAAUCUUGAAUCUCAGGUCGAGAGGCGUCCAUCUCUACUGCAAAAACAUCAAGAUGAGAUACAGACUUUGAGACUGUCCAAGGACAUCUCUAUUCUGGAGAACUACGUCCCAUCUGAACAAGAGAAGGAAGAUGAAAAACGCCGUGCCGUGGCUAUGAGUAUAUUCAUAAAGCUUACCGAGAUGAGUUACAAGCCAUAUACAACAAUGAAUGACAAACAAGCAGAUUACUCGACAGACGCCAUGUGGAGUCGGUGCGAACAGCUUCAAGAGAGUGCACGACGCAUUGAGUCUCUUUCGUUUGACAUAAAGCGACCUAGCUCAAAGCAACGUGUAUUUGAAUGCAAGCCUCUGCUCCCAUCUCCAAUUGACCUUCGUACUUUACCUUCUUGGAGCACAAACGUGUAUCUUAGAAUUCCAAUGUCUAUCGAAAAAGAAUAG
This is a messenger RNA of Giardia duodenalis, 657 nucleotides long. RefSeq lists its product as uncharacterized. The transcript has a single exon. The record is from RefSeq and is a predicted model, not a curated record. The coding region runs from base 1 to 657 and encodes 218 amino acids. NCBI's taxonomy places the organism in Eukaryota, Fornicata, Diplomonadida, Hexamitidae.